Molecule: messenger RNA, 636 nt
Organism: Solanum verrucosum
Lineage: Eukaryota; Viridiplantae; Streptophyta; Magnoliopsida; Solanales; Solanaceae
Exons: 1
Coding region: 1-636 (211 amino acids)
Source: RefSeq, a predicted model, not a curated record
AUGACAUUUCAUUAUCCAUAUGCUAAUUCUGGGAGAUCACGACGUAAAGUAGUUAUUUGUACUACUUUGCAUCAUUAUCGUGUGAAUGUGUUUUAUAAAAUCAUUGAUUGGCAACUACAAGAACUUAAUGAUCGUUUCAAUGAGGUGACAAGUGAUUUGCUUAAUGGAGUAUCUUGCUUGAAUCCAAUUGAUUCAUUUUCUAGUUUUGACAUAAGGAAGAUAAUGAGAAUGGCUGAAUUAUAUCCUGAUGAUUUUGAUGGGUCCAACAUGAGAGCUCUUGAGAAUCAACUUGUUAAUUACAUUAUUGAUGUUCGUGAUAUUGAUGAAAGGUUCUCCAAUUUGGGUGGACUUGGAGAACUUUCAAGAAAGUUGGUUGAGACAAAGAAGCAUUUAACCUAUUCUCUCGUAUUUCUUUUAGUGAAGUUUGCUUUGCUUCUACCUGUUGCCACUGCUACAGUUGAAAGAGCUUUUUCGGCAAUGAAGAUUAUCAAGAAUGACUUGCGAAAUCGAAUGGAUGAUGAAUUCUUAGAUGGUUGCAUAGUACCUUAUGUAGAGAAAAAAGUAUUUAAAGAUGUUUCUAAUGAGUGUAUUAUGAAAACAUUUCAAGAGAUGAAGUGUCGUCGAGUGCAAUUGUAG